This is a messenger RNA of Thlaspi arvense, 477 nucleotides long. The record is from the annotation of a GenBank genome assembly. Lineage: Eukaryota; Viridiplantae; Streptophyta; Magnoliopsida; Brassicales; Brassicaceae.
AUGUCGUCGUUUCUCAAAUCCUUCAUUGAUCCAAGCAAGAACUUCCUCGCUCGGAUGCACAUGAGAGCGAUAUCGACUCGCCUUCGAAGAUACGGUCAGAUCUCAUCGAAAACCCUAGUUUCUGUAUCCGAACCCGAAUCCGUUUCUGAUUCUAAUUCGUUAAUCGGUUUUGCGUUUCAUGACUCUGUUGCGUAUGAAUCAGGCCUUAGGUACGAUGAUCUGUAUGAUCAGUAUUACAGUAUGGACAUUAAAGAGGCGAUGAACAGACUUCCCAGAGAGGUCGUUGAUGCUCGUAACCAGCGUCUCAAGCGCGCCAUGGAUCUAUCCAUGAAGCACGAGUACCUCCCCAAGGACCUUCAGGCUGUGCAGACGCCAUUCAGAGGCUAUCUUCAGGAGAUGCUGGCUCUAGUUGAGAAGGAAAGAUUGGAACGAGAGGCCUUGGGAGCUCUGCCUCUAUACCAGCGCACGCUUCCUUAA